This is a messenger RNA of Drosophila takahashii, 930 nucleotides long. Its product is annotated as sulfhydryl oxidase 1-like. Gene Ontology annotation, biological process: protein folding. Gene Ontology annotation, molecular function: flavin-dependent sulfhydryl oxidase activity; protein disulfide isomerase activity. The record is from RefSeq and is a predicted model, not a curated record. Gene Ontology annotation, cellular component: Golgi membrane. Lineage: Eukaryota; Metazoa; Arthropoda; Insecta; Diptera; Drosophilidae.
AUGACGACUCUAAUGUUUGUGGCCACUUUGUAUCUGAAGCUCUUGCUAUUGGCCAGCUUGGACAAGACAUCAUUUGCCCAGGAACUCCAACUAAUCGAGGGUAGAAAUCUCACAAAUUUUGGCAAAGCACCUGUAAUCGGAUGGAGAACCAAUGUGUAUGAAUCGGAACUAAAUCAGGAGGACAAGAGUCUCAUAGGCUAUUUAUCGCUGACAAAGUUAAAGAUCUAUUCCGCUGACUUGGAGCUGGCACUUGGUGUCCUGUUGGCCUAUGAGAUAAAGGAGGAAGAUGUCAUCGGAGGAGAACCUCUACGAGUUAUGAGGGAGUUUCUUGACAGCCUGUGCAUCCUGAAACCCCUAAGCACACCAAAGAAACUUCAGUUUCUUGUAGACUUUAAGCAAUUUCUGCACUGCGGCUUUCGAUUUUUUGGAUACGAGAUACACGAAUGGAUCGUUGCUUACGAGGAGGAAAAUGGAAAGGUCUUCACUGCCACGGACUAUGUGGGAUGCCACGGCUCAAAGCCGGAAUUACGGGGCUACACCUGCACCCUAUGGCAGCUCUUUCACUUCAUGACCGUCCAGGGAUCCGACCUUGAAGAGGGGUACUUCAGGCCCUACUACGAAGCUGGCGAUAUGAUAAAGCUGAUUAUGAGGUUUGUCAAGAAUUUCUACACCCGUUGCCCGGAUUGCUGUGAGUUCUUUGUGGACAUGGCAGAUGAGAAGAAAUACAAAUGGUUUGAGUACCAUGACGAUGAGAUCAUGUGGCUGUGGGAGUUUCACAAUGCCUUUAGCAGAAAAUUGGCCGGCUCUGGCCAAGAUCCAUUCUUCAAGAAAAUUGCCUUUCCCAAGAAAAAGGACUGCAAUAAGUGUAUCACCAAAAAGAAGAGAUGGCGAAAAGAUGUUAUAUUAAGGAAGGCGAGUCGAGAACAGUAA